AUGAACGCCGGACAGCAGACGACUCGCCGGUUGGCCGCGCGAGCGGGACAAUCGAUAUGCCGCUCCUGCAGAGACACCAUCUCGCGCAACACGUACGCAACCGCAGCCGCGCUCGCCUCCACCCCCGAAGACGCCCGCCCGCAACACAUCCCCCCCGUUGGCCAGACCUCGCCUAGCACCUCCUACGCCGUCAACGCCGGCGUCGUCCUCUCCCGCCCGCCGCAACUGACGCGCGACCUGCACCCCUUCGAGGCCGCCUUCUUCCUGUACCAGAAACGCCUCAACGAGCGCCUCGCCCUGCCCUUCACACGCUACUUCUACUUCAAAGCACGCACGCCCGCCGACCGCGAAUGGAAGAGGAAGAUGGCCCAGCGCCUCACGCCCGCCCGCGACAUUGGGCGGUACAAGGGGUACGGCGAGGAGGCAUGGAACGACGAAGUCCUCGUAGGGGCUCAGGAGAGCAGCUUCCAAUGGCAGGUGGACAAGCUGCUGGAGGACGCUGGGACGACGGGCGCAGAGGAGGAGAGCGGUGCUGUGGCUGCGGCGGCGAACGCGGCAAAGGACGAGCGUGAGGCGUUUGAGAGGCCGCCGCCAAGAGAGACAGAAGCGGACCGGAAAAACGACACCAGGAGCUUGAGUCGGGCGCUGCAGAGGACGCUGUAUCUGUUGGUCAAGAACAAGGAGGGGAGGUGGGAGUUCCCGCAGGACAGGCUGAACGACGAGAACCUGCACGGGGCUGCGCAACGCAUCAUCACGCAGUCCGGCGGCGUCAACAUGAACACCUGGCUGGUCGGCCACGUGCCCGUCGGCCACGCACAGCUCGAGUACAAGACGCCGCGCAGCACCGAGACGGGCCUGCAGGAGCAGGGCGCAAAGACCUUCUUCCUCAAGGCGCGCAUCAUGGCCGGCCAGGCCAACCUCAAGGACAACAAGCUCGGCCUGCAGGACUUCCAGUGGCUGCACAAGGACGAGCUGAAGACGGCCGUCGACGGCGACUACUGGCGCCAGAUCAAGAACAUGCUCGCUGAGCGGUAG
This is a messenger RNA of Ascochyta rabiei, 1035 nucleotides long. RefSeq lists its product as uncharacterized. Gene Ontology annotation, molecular function: structural constituent of ribosome. Gene Ontology annotation, cellular component: mitochondrial large ribosomal subunit. The record is from RefSeq and is a predicted model, not a curated record. The transcript has 3 exons. Lineage: Eukaryota; Fungi; Ascomycota; Dothideomycetes; Pleosporales; Didymellaceae. Bases 1 to 1035 code for a protein of 344 amino acids.